Messenger RNA from Colias croceus (clouded yellow), 1938 nucleotides. It is a transcript of the gene Srp68, whose product is annotated as signal recognition particle subunit SRP68. NCBI's taxonomy places the organism in Eukaryota, Metazoa, Arthropoda, Insecta, Lepidoptera, Pieridae. Gene Ontology annotation, cellular component: signal recognition particle, endoplasmic reticulum targeting. The coding region runs from base 62 to 1858 and encodes 598 amino acids. Gene Ontology annotation, biological process: SRP-dependent cotranslational protein targeting to membrane. The record is from RefSeq and is a predicted model, not a curated record. Gene Ontology annotation, molecular function: endoplasmic reticulum signal sequence receptor activity; signal recognition particle binding; 7S RNA binding. The transcript has 6 exons.
UGGCAGAUUUUUAAGAUUACCUAUUUUGCUCAUUUAAAAGUUAUUAAUUUUAUCAAUCAAGAUGGUAGUUUUGGAAGAAGAAAGUGGUGAUGGACAAUCAAUUACAACCGAAGAAGGAGAAAAAAUUGAUAACAAGAUAACCAGCUCGUUAUCUUUAGAAAUAUUUCGCAUUAUCAAAGAUGCACAGCAGCAGCACGGUCUCCGUCAUGGGGAUUAUCAGAGAUAUAGAGGAUAUUGUUCCCGGCGAAUCAGGCGUUUACGGAAAGUGCUUAAAAUUCCACAGGGUGAUCGACGACAUUACCGCCGGAAAGAUGUUACUACAACUCAUUUAACAUCUGCGACAUCUGAAAAUCGAUUGCUAUGUGUACCAUUGCUUCAAGCGGAACGUGCCUGGGCUCAUGCAAUGCAAUUACGCCAAGAAGCCAAUACUGAGCCAAGAAAGAAGUUUCAUCUUGUCUCUAGACUAAAGAAAGCAUGUUCCCAUGCACAUAUGUUGUUGCAGUUAUGUGAGCAAAGCGGCGUAUGCGACGCGCGCACGCAGCUGGAGGCGGGCGCGUACGCGGCGUGGCUGAGCGGCGCGCUGCUGGUGGAGCUGCAGCAGUGGCGCCCCGCCGCGGAGAGCCUCAAGCGCGCGCAGAUCGUGCUCGAGAAGCUGUGCGCCGCGCUGCCGGAGGACGAGCGCGCGGUGUACAAGCAGAAGGUUGAAGAGCUGAAUCCGAGCCUUCGUUAUUGCGCGUACAAUAUCGGCGACGAAUCGGCGGCCGGUGAUCUGGUUGCUAUGCGCGGUCAAGGGCUCAUCGAAAACUUGGACUCUUUGAUGGCUCAAGCUAAGGAAUCGCGUUCUGGCGUGAUGCAUGAAGUGGAAUGGCGAGGUCGUCGAGUGACAGUACGGCCGGAAAAGGUGCGACUCUUCCUCAUCGCGCUGCAAGAUCUGGACAAGUCCGUAGAAAACGCGACCACCAGCCAAGCCAAGAUCGAUAUCCUCGAGAAUAUACUGAUGGACUGCAAGGACGCCAUAUCGGCCAUCAAGGAUGAAAUCAAAAACGAUCCCAAGCUAAAGUCCGCGUCCGAGACACAAAUGUCCGGAAUCAACUAUCUGCUCUCGUACUUGAUGUAUAUUAGACUCAUGCGCACGAUCCAUAGAAACAAUCUGAUGAUCCAACAAGCUGAGGAUGCGCGCAAGAAGAACACGCCGAUCGAUGGGAAGAAAGUGCGCCCGCAAGAUUUGACCAGAUUGUACGAGAUCAUCUUGCAAAACUAUACGGAAUUACAGCAACUGCCUGGUUUCGAGGAAGACAGUGCGUAUCAAAAAGAUGUGGAAACCGAAGUGAAAGCCUACAAGGCUUUCCGCUGCUAUUAUAUAGCUCAAGUGUUGACCACUUUGAGACGUUUUAGAGAAGCUUUGGCGAUGCUCGAGCGGUGCAGUGCUUACACUGCAGAGUCGAUCGCGAAUAAACAUCAAGAUAAGCAUUUAUUGGACAAAUUGCAAUCGCUUCAAAAAGACAUAGAGACUUGUAAAUUCGAAGUGCACGCUGAUUCUGUCCUCGAAGACGAAGAUGAUGAUGAGGAAAUUAAAUACACCUCCAGUGGCAAGCCAUACAAAGACAAGAAGCCGCUAGUCGACCGUUUGGAUGAAUAUCGCGAAGAUACCCAAGUUCUGACGAAGAAUCCCAACAUUUAUAAACUUCCCCCACCUAUGGAAGCUGUACCGUGUAAACCUUUGUUCUUUGAUCUUGCGUGCAAUUUCAUUGAAUUCCCCAACUUGGACGACAAAACUGGCGUCGCAAACAAGAAGCAAGGAGCCGGUAUCACUGGACUCGUUAAAGGUUUCUUGGGCUGGGGCAAGGGAGGCCAAUAACAUUGUCACAACUGGUGAAAGGAAAAAUAUUACAAAAGCAUUUGUAUUUGUUGCUUGUUUUAAUAUAUUUGUCCAUGAAA